AACUCGUUGCGUUUAGUCGUCAAAGAGGAAGGAUCAGAGCUGGGCGGAAGAUAGAUCCAGUGAAUCAGUGAUCGAUCGAUUGCGAAUUCUUCGAUCUUCGCGAGAAAUAAAAAAAAAAAAAGGAAAAAAGCAAUACUCGUAUUAUCGUCGUAUUUCAAAGACCUUUUAACAUACAUCGUCAUGAAUCUAUCGAUAAUUAUUCUCGUCAUUGGCUGCGUUUUUUUCACCCCCAAUCCGGUGUCAUGUCAACACGGACCUGGCGGAGGAUUCGGUAGAGGAUUCGGUGGAGGAUUUGGUCGAGGAUUUGGUCGAGCCGGAGGAUUUGGAAGACCAGGUUUUGGAAGAGGCGGAAGAUUCGUUGGACCAGGAUUCGGAAUUGGAGGCGGGGUCGGAUUUUUGGGUCUUGGACUUUACGGAGCAUAUCCUCCGUACUGCUACUAUAAUCCGUAUUAUUGUUACUACUAAACCAGAUGUUUGUACCGCAUGAUGAACGAUAAAUUAUCCUAACGAUUCCAAAGCGAAUUUUUCGGAACCU
This is a messenger RNA of Neodiprion virginianus, 535 nucleotides long. RefSeq names its product keratin, type II cytoskeletal 3-like. Lineage: Eukaryota; Metazoa; Arthropoda; Insecta; Hymenoptera; Diprionidae. The coding region runs from base 181 to 465 and encodes 94 amino acids. The record is from RefSeq and is a predicted model, not a curated record. The transcript has 2 exons.